This is a messenger RNA of Leucoraja erinaceus (little skate), 4015 nucleotides long. RefSeq names its product taste receptor type 1 member 3-like. Bases 1254 to 3686 code for a protein of 810 amino acids. Gene Ontology annotation, cellular component: membrane. Lineage: Eukaryota; Metazoa; Chordata; Chondrichthyes; Rajiformes; Rajidae. The record is from RefSeq and is a predicted model, not a curated record. Gene Ontology annotation, molecular function: G protein-coupled receptor activity. Gene Ontology annotation, biological process: sensory perception of sweet taste; sensory perception of umami taste; G protein-coupled receptor signaling pathway. The transcript is spliced from 5 exons.
UCAGUUAAAAUGACUUGUUACAUUUCGCUGUCGGGUUUCCAUUUACUGCUGGCCGUGGCUUCUCUAACCGAGGCAUCAGGAGUUCAUGGAAUCAAUGCAGAGUACAAGGUGUCUGGAGACUACAUCCUUGGAGGACUGUUCCCUUUUCAUGAGAAUAGCAUUGGUCUAGCUCAACGGCUGAAGCCUGAAAGGGUGACUUGUAACAGGUAAGAAACUAUCAUCUUUAAAUUCUCUCCUCACCUGACGAUGUGGACCAUCCACUUGAGUGGUAGGAUCCACCUGCCCAGAAGGUGCUUUCCAGGGCUCAGUCCUCCCAUGACUGUACUUCCCUGAUUUUACCGACACCCAAAGUGGCUAGCCUGAACAUUUUCUUUCAAGCGUCUUCUUUUAAAAUCAAGAUUAAAUCCAUGACUGCCCCCUGUCCAGACCCUAACUACUCACUGCAUAAAAAGGGCUUAUUUUGUAUUACAUUUUGCCAAUUACCUUCAUUCUCUGAUCACUAUGGUAGUGUAAUGAUUAUGUUUCUGGACGAGCAGCCAGAGAUUUGACUCUCACUGUGGCAUUUAGAGAAUUUAAAUUGAUUAAAUGUCUGGAAAUUCAUAAAAUCUAGACUUGGUAAUGGUAACCAUUGGAUGGAACUAUUGAAACUAUUCAAUAGUUCAUGAAACUAUGAGAUUGUGCAACAAAUCUAAUAGGUUUAUUAGUGCUUGUGAUUAUCUAGUCUGACCUACACAUGACUCCAGAUCUAUCAAUGAGGUGACCUCAACCACCUCUUUAACUCAGGGGCAGUUAGAGGUGCAGAACAUAUGAUGCCAUUGGCAGUGAUGUCCACACCCCACAAAUAAAUUAAUUAAAUUGACUCUUACCCUUUCCGCCAUGAUCUGCACUUAAAAUUUUAAAAAAAUGAACUCUUAAAUGUCCAGAAACCAGCAAUGAACAAGUCCAACAGUUUUAUACAAUAAUCAACAUUAAUUGUCCCAUCAGAUUCCUUAUCUGAGUCCACUGAACCAGAAGCAGUGAGGGACUUCCCAGCAGUUGGCAUGUGAGCCACUCUUUCCCCUGGGCCAGCCAGCAGUUCAGACGUGUCUGAUGGCUCAACAUCCUCUAAUCCAACUUCAACUGGAUAUAUUUUUUCCAUCGUAUAUUCUUCUGUUUGUGUUUCCUCUCCCUCUAAUGCAAUCAUUAGAUUUUCUGAGCUGAUACCUCGACCUGUUGUUUACCUCUGUUUCAGCUUUUACCCUUAUGGUUAUGGAAUGUUUCUGGCAAUGGCGUUUGCGAUCGAUGAGAUAAAUAACUCUACCUCCCUAUUGCCGGACAUACAUCUGGGUUAUGAAAUCCACGAUGACUGUUUCGAGACACUGGCUUCCAUCCUGCCAACUCUUGUAUUUUUAUCCUGUGACAGAAGGAGUGAGAUUGAUGUGCUCUGCAAUUACACAGAGUACAGGAGCAGUGCAAUAGCUCUGGUGGGACCAUGGACAUCGCAUCAGGCAAUGAUCACAGCCAAAUUGUUCAGCUUAUUUUUAUUUCCACAAGUAAGUAACUCAUGGUUUGCUAUAGUUAGUUAUGGGGCUUCCAGUGCCCAAUUAAGUAAUAAGAAGAUAUUUCCAUCGUUCCUGAGAAUUAUGCCUAGUGACAAUAACCAAGCCAUAGCCAUUGUCUCUAUUGUCAAGAAGUUCAAGUGGAAUUGGAUUGUUGGAAUUGGGAGUGAUGAUGAAUAUGGCCGACAGGGGAUAAGCCUAGUACAGAGCUACGCAGCACUUGAAGGCAUCUGUGUAGGUUUCAUUGAGAAGAUCCCCACCUACCCCAAUCUGCCCAGCACCAGCCAGAAAAUCUCAGAUAUUGUGGACCAUAUCCGAAAAAUCAAUGUAAAUGUCAUCAUUCUCUUCUCCAGUGAGGGACCAGCUCAGGAACUGCUCAAGCAGGCACUGAAGAUGAACAUCACCAGGAAAGUCUGGAUUGCAAGUGAAGCCUGGGUUAAAUCGGAUGCUGUAAUCCACAUUCCAGGCAUUGAGCGCAUUGGCACAGUGAUUGGCACAGUCAUUAACAACGGCAGCAUGCCAGGUUUCGAAGGUUACGUUUUAAACCAUCUCACCAAUAUCAUGGAUUGGAGAGAAAAGAGAUUUGGUGCAGAGUACCGUGGCAAUCAUACUGUUUCUUUUUGGCCAUAUCCCACUUCACGUAAGCUCCUCAGUUCUGUUCAGCACCUGUCUCCUGAUAACCUGUCCAUUGUGUUGGAUCAGCCAGUAAGACGGGACACGUUCAGUGUGUACAUGGCCGUGUACAGCAUUGCACAUGCACUACAUACCCUGCUUGGGUGCCACACUGGAAAAUGCCAAACUACAACCAAAUGGUACAACUGGCAGGUACAUGUUUUUCCAUAUUUGUGCACAGGGUUAAAAAUAGCACAAAGAUCUGAUAUGUUUCUGGACUAUACGCCAUCUGAUCAUAGGCAGCUGUUGGAAGAGUUAAAGCGAGUUAACGUCAGUAUCCAUGGCACUGCCGUUUCCUUCAACGCUGAAGGAAAUACACAGAGAGGUUAUGACAUCAUUACCUGGACCCAGCACUCAGGACAGCUCCAGCUACCAGUGAUUGGCAGUUACAAAGAUCAUUUGAUAAUCAAUGCUUCUCAAAUUCAGUGGAAAACAGACAAUAAUGAGAUUCCUCAGUCAUACUGUUCCAAGAGGUGUGGCCCAGGCCAGAAGAAAAUUGUCAUCAGCCUUUACUCCUGCUGUUUUGAAUGUGAAGACUGUCCAAGUGGAUCCUUCCAGAACUCAACUGAUGGCUUUUCCUGCCAUCUUUGCCAACCUGAUGAGUGGUCACCACCAAAAAGCCCUAUCUGCUUUCAGAGAACUUUGCAAUACCUGUCCAUGUCCUCACCUCUUGGUGCGAGUCAGCUUCUGUUCAUGGUACUUGAGCUCACAUUGAUAUUGGCAGUCACGAUGAUCUUUCUAAUGAAUUCUGGUGCUCCGAUCGUGGAAGGUACUGGAGGGAAAAUGAACAUAGUCAUGCUCAUCUCACUAGCUCUAUUAUGCUGCAGCUCGUUGCUGUUCCUUGGAGAACCCACCGAACUCAUCUGUAAAUCACGAUGGCCAGUAACUGCUCUCAGCCUCACCAUCUGCACAUCUAUCCUUCUGAUCAACUCAGUACACAUCUUGCUGACCACUGAGCUCGCCAGUUUAAGCAAGACUUUCCUCUGUAGAUACCAACACUGUGGAAGAUACCUCACCCUUUGUGUCAGUCUCGGAGGGCAAGGAGUCCUUUGUUACCUGUGGCUGAAUACGGAUGGUGACUUUCUGAUGAAGACCGUGGGUGAUUCUGAAGAUGCUCUUUUCAUCUUCUGUAAGGGUGAAUCAGAGCUAGUAUUCUGGGUGAUGUUGGGAUACACUUGCCUACAAGCACUGUCCUGCUUCAUGUGUACCUUUCUGAUCCAAACUCCAGCUCACACCUACAAUCUGGCUCGGGAGAUUAGUGCCUCCAUGACCCUCUUUGUCACUAUCUGGAUUUGCUUCAUCCCAACAUAUCCAGCUGUAAACAAGAACCAUGCACCUGCUGUGCAGACUUUUGCCAUGCUCCUCAGUUCUUUAGCAAUACUUGGUGCCUAUUUCAUACCCAAAUGCUUUGUCCUUUGGUUUAAGCCACAAUACAACACCACUGAUUACUUCCAGGUUUAUAAUCUAAAAAUGUAAACAAAGGAGUAUUAGUGAUACAAAAAUGCUCACAUUUGCUUUAGAAUAACACUGAAGAAGGAUCUUGACCCAAGAUGUUACCUAUCCAUGUUCUCCAUGACCCAAUCAGUUACUCAAGCAGUUGGUGUCUUUUUGAGAAACCAGCAUCUGCAGUUCUUUGUUUCUACUCUCUUCUAAUAAUUGGUCACCGUGCCUUGAUAUCACUAUAGUUCCUCCUGCACUUACUUUGUUUCAGUAGAUAAUAAUACUUCUCAUUUUGUUCCAAACACUUCAAUCUCCCAUGAGACUAUCUGAAUGAGUUAUUUUAUUUUGUAGAGAUGUUUUUCAAC